Entamoeba nuttalli P19 is the source of this 1167-nucleotide messenger RNA. RefSeq names its product zinc finger, c2h2 type domain containing protein. Lineage: Eukaryota; Evosea; Mastigamoebida; Endamoebidae. The record is from RefSeq and is a predicted model, not a curated record. Gene Ontology annotation, molecular function: DNA binding. Bases 1 to 1167 code for a protein of 388 amino acids. Gene Ontology annotation, biological process: DNA repair. The transcript has a single exon.
AUGACAUCAGAAUUAAUCAAUAUUCAAAUAAAAGACAAUGGAAUGGUUCUCAUAUUUGAUGAACUUCAAAAAAAGGUUGACUAUUUUGAUACUCAGUGUGCUGAAACUCAAAGAAAGAAUUUGGAAAUGCAAGAAAAAAUUAUUAGUCUUGAAAAAGAGAUAACAAAUCAAAAUGUAAUUCUCAAAAGUGUGAUGAUGUUAUCAAAAGAAGUUACUGAGAUUAGAGAUUUAGUUAAUAAGUUAAAUGAAGAAGAUGCCCAAAAAGAAAAAAAGAUUAAACAGUUACAAGAACAACUUGAAAUAAAAACUAAAGAACUUGACCAAAUAAAAAUUGAUAAUGAAAAUAAAACAAAGGAAGUUGAGCAAAUUAAAAGUUUAAAUGAAAAAAUUCUUAAUAAUCAAGUUAGCUUUGAAGAGAAACAAAAACGUGUAGAAUCAGAAAAUCAAAAAUUAGAUGGUACUUCAGUUAAUAAUAUACCUCAUAAAAUUAAGUGCUUAAUUUGUCAACAAUUAAUAGGUAUUGAUUCAAUAAUUUCUCAUAUUGUUGAACAUGUCAACAGAGAUGAUACUAAUAUUAAGUCUAUGAACAAUGAAAUUCAGAAUCCUCCAGUAAUUAUUAAACCAUCAAUUACUAACCAAACAAUUACUCCUUCUUCUCAUCUACAACCAAUAAUUCCCUCUUCUUUGUCUACAGGCCCUGCUAUACAACCUUCACGUGUUGAUUCAAAACCAGUUGAAAAUAAACCAAUAGAAUCAAAACCAGUUAAAAUAGAACCAAAAGUAGUUGAAAUUAAACUAAUAGAACCAAAAGUAGUUGAAAUAGAACCAAUAGAAUCAAAACCAAUUGAAAUUAAACCAAUAGAACCAAAACCAGUUGAAAUAGAACCAAUAAAGCCAAAAGUAAUUGAAAAUAAACCAAUAGAACCACAACCAGUUAAAAUAGAACCAAUAAAGCCAAAAGUAGUUAAAAUAGAACCAAGCAAUGAGCUAUUAGAAUGUCCUGUCUGUUGUAAGAAAUUUCCUAUUAGCCAAAUAGAGAGUCAUGUGAAUAAACAUUUCUGUGCAGAAGAGCCAACUUUUGCUUGUCCUUUUUGUGGAUUGGAUAUGGGCAGUUCUAGUAAACUCCAAAAGCAUGUUUCUCAAGCUCAUUCACGUGAAAUAAAAUAA